Bombyx mandarina (wild silkworm) is the source of this 1401-nucleotide messenger RNA. RefSeq names its product esterase FE4-like. The record is from RefSeq and is a predicted model, not a curated record. NCBI's taxonomy places the organism in Eukaryota, Metazoa, Arthropoda, Insecta, Lepidoptera, Bombycidae.
AUGCAUUGCGUCAAAUGUCGAGCACCCCAACCGUUAAGGCCUCAUCGCGACGUGGUGACAACACAGGGUGUGGUGCGCGGAUAUUACUCCCCGCAGCCGUCACGGUUUGCCUUCCUCGGGGUGCCCUACGCCCUCCCGCCCACGCACCAAAACAGGUUUAAGGCGCCCAAGCCUCCUCCUCGGUGGGAUGGAGUCUUCGAAGCAACGCAUCGCGUUAAGUGCCCUCAGUUGGACAUCGGAGAUGAAAACUGUCUCGUUAUUAACAUAUUCACUCCAGAACGUGAGCUGUAUUCUUACAGAUGGGGAUUUCAUCAACCACCUAUAAACCUAAUUAAUAAAGGUAUCAUAAUAGUAACUUUUAACUACCGUAUUGGUGUACUCGGUUUCCUAUGCCUCGGAAUUCCAGCAGCUCCCGGAAAUGUAGGUUUGAAAGACCAGGUUGCUGCUCUUUACUGGAUCCAACAAAAUAUAAAGAGAUUUGGAGGUGAUCCUAAUGAUGUUACAUUGUAUGGAACUGAGGCUGGUUCAAUAUCAAUACAGUUACUUCUACAAGCACGUCUCAUGAUGGGAUUUCACAAAGUCAUCUUGGAAUCUGGGUCAAUUUUGUCUCCUACAGCUUUGACCUACAAUCCCAUAGCUGAUGCAUUUGCAAUCGGAGAACAAUUAGGAUAUAAUGACACAAAUAACUCACAUAAAUUGCUGAAAUACUUGCGGAAGCUUUCUGUAACAGUACUCUUGGAUGCACAUAAAAUUUCCCUGCCUUGUGUUGAGAGUGUAAAUAAUGCUGAAAGUCUAAUUGAUAAAGAUCCACUGCAACUACUGAAAGACGGACCAAUUGACAAUAUCCCAAUGCUUGUAUCAUAUACUAGAUUAAAAUUAAGACAUAAUUCAGAAAAAUUAAAAACAGUGCCAGAAGAUUUUGUUGAUUUACUUCCAAGCAACUUAGAAUUUACCAAUGAUGGAAUUAGAUAUAAGAUUUCAGAAUUAAUUAAAGAUUUUUACUUCUUUAAAGACAUUGACACUUCUAGCAGUUAUGAGAAUUAUUUAAAUGAUGUCUUAAUGGUGUACCCAACUGUUAAAUAUGCUGUUCUUUAUGCUACGAAAAAUUAUUUUAAUGUAUAUCUUAUGAACUUUAAUUAUGAGGCAGAUGCUGAUGUCUUGUCUGAACAAAAUAAGAAAUUAGUUGAUUUCAUUUUUGGGGAAAAUGACCUAAAUUACAAUAAGAACAAUGAAGCUAUACAAAAAUUAACAAAUUUAUUUAGCAAUUUUAUUAAAUUAGGAGACAGGGAAAUAAUCGCCUUAUCGUUGCUACCGCUGGCUACUCCCCAAAUCCUGAUAACGCAGGGGCCAGGCACCGACGACGCCUUUGACACGUCCUUAUGGAUCCAUCAGAUCCAAUAA